Messenger RNA from Hypanus sabinus (Atlantic stingray), 1895 nucleotides. RefSeq names its product E2F transcription factor 1 (gene e2f1). Gene Ontology annotation, molecular function: DNA-binding transcription factor activity, RNA polymerase II-specific; RNA polymerase II cis-regulatory region sequence-specific DNA binding; protein dimerization activity. The coding region runs from base 207 to 1487 and encodes 426 amino acids. The transcript has 7 exons. Gene Ontology annotation, cellular component: Rb-E2F complex. The record is from RefSeq and is a predicted model, not a curated record. NCBI's taxonomy places the organism in Eukaryota, Metazoa, Chordata, Chondrichthyes, Myliobatiformes, Dasyatidae. Gene Ontology annotation, biological process: G1/S transition of mitotic cell cycle; regulation of transcription by RNA polymerase II.
UGCUUCCUGGAUCGUGUGCGGGGCUGGAGGCUUCCCCCACCCCCUCUCCCUUCACCGCAGCAUCGGUGCUCGGGACCGCUGCCCCAAACGAAGCACCCCAGACACUCCGCUCUGCAGCCAGGACCACAACUUGCCGCCGUAAAGAUACGGGGAUAACAUUUUAAAGAGUCUUUCAUUCUCGCGGCACCCGUUCCUUAUAAGGGACAAUGUCCAAAGAAACGUUCCCGGUUGCCAUAAAGCCGGAGCCCGCUGCCACCGCCGCCGACGGGGCCCGCGGACUGCUCGGCCAAUCGCUCCUGAUCUUCUCUUCACCGGCAAGCGGCCGGGCCGAGGAGGCAGAGCGGGCGGGCGCCGAGGCUGCACGCAGGGUGCUGCUGUUCGCUGCUACUCCCCAGGGUCCCGGGUCGUCCGAAUGGGGACAGCGGCCGCCCCUGGGUCGCCCACCGGUGAAAAGGAAGCUGGAUCUAGAGAGUGAUCAUCAAUAUCUAGCCGUGGAGGUGGAUGCGGUGAAAGGGAAGGGCAAGACUUCUGGUAGAGGCCUGAAGUCGCCAGUGGAGAAGACGCGGUACGACACCUCCCUCAGCCUGAUCACCAAGCGCUUCAUCCAGUUGCUGGGGCAGUCUCCCGACGGCGUGCUGGACCUGAACUGGGCAGCGCAGGUCCUCGAAGUGCAGAAGCGCAGGAUCUACGACAUCACCAACGUGCUGGAGGGCAUCAAACUCAUCACCAAGAAAUCUAAGAACCACAUUCAGUGGCUGGGAGGGAGCCAGUUCCUGGAUGGUGACAUGUCUGCCCGGUACCAGGCUCUGGUGAAGGAAUUAGCUGAGCUGGAUGACAGCGAUCGCAAGCUGGAGGAGCUGAUCCAGAGCUGCACUCUACAGCUGAAGCUACUGACCGAGGAUACGGAGAGCCAGAGGUUUGCUUAUGUAACCUGCCAAGACUUGCGCAGCAUUGAGGACUUGUCUGAGGAGAUGGUGAUGGUGAUUAAAGCUCCUGCCGAUACGAAGCUGCAAGUGACUGAUCCCAGUGAGGCACUGCAGAUUUCAUUGCAAAGCAGCAAGGGCCCAGUGGAUGUGUUCCUCUGUCCUGAGAGCAGCUCGGGCUCCUGUAGUCCCGUGAAGUCACUCGGCAGCCCUGUGAAAGUCAGCCCCAUCAAGACGGGAAGCUUCUGCAAGCUCACCCACCAGGAAACACCAGGAAGCACUUCCCAGGGCACGACCCUCUUGUCACCUUCCUGUCAAGACCAAGAGACGCACCUUGACACUUCACCUCCGUCAUUGGUGGACAUUAACCUCUCACCUUUGACCUCCGCUGCCUCCCUCCUGCAGCAGCCUGAAGACAUCCUUCCCUCCAUCCCGUUUGACGACACGUUCAUCAACCUCUCUCCCCCGCUGCUUCAGGACUACCACUUCGGGUUGGACGAGGGCGAGGGUAUCAGCGAGUUGUUUGACUGCAACUUCGACACUUUGCAAACUUUGGAGUUCUGAGUGAGAGGUUGCUGAAGUCCGGUUCUGUGUUGCCCCUGUGCUUGGAGUGUUUGCCACUGCCUCCCCUCCUCCCCCACCCCCUCGAUCGAUCCAGGCUGCAGGUAGAUUUCUCGAGGAUGACCAUAUCUUGUUCAGGUUCCUGUGGAGGCAUUUGGAGACAUGGGCGGUUAUUCCAGCUGGUGUUCAGACGUCCCCUGCGUACAAGGGAGGCGAUUCCCUUUUGCUUCCCCCAUCUGUGGGGAAUAUUUUGUGCACUUAUGUCUGCUUUCCUCUCCCUUCCACAGUGCUUCGGCCCCAACCCCACAUAGACUAACACAGCACUGCCGCUGUAGCACCUUCAGUCCGCAGCAGGAGUACCUCGUGCUCUGGCUGUAUCACGGUAAGCACAGACCCCUGACGGGCAAGCAC